Messenger RNA from Cucurbitaria berberidis CBS 394.84, 1739 nucleotides. RefSeq lists its product as uncharacterized. The record is from RefSeq and is a predicted model, not a curated record. The transcript has 5 exons. Lineage: Eukaryota; Fungi; Ascomycota; Dothideomycetes; Pleosporales; Cucurbitariaceae. Gene Ontology annotation, molecular function: oxidoreductase activity. The coding region runs from base 19 to 1317 and encodes 432 amino acids.
ACACUGCGCAACUUUAACAUGUUCAGUCUACCACGAAUCUCACUGCCGUCGUUCCUACACGCGGGAAACGGUACUCAUCCUACGGUCGACCUACCUUCUGUGGAGGUGCACGACAUUGAAACCGCGGCGGAGAAGCGGCCGCGCACGCUCAAACAUCUCAUCAAAGCGAACCAUGCAAAUUAUUCCAUCAUUUAUCACAACCUGCGUUUUCACAAUCAUACACCACACAUUCUAGGAUCGGCGUAUUUGCUUGGAGGCACGGCAGAGCAUCUGAAUGAAAUAUAUGAAAAGGUGGCCGAGGAGCUGGAGCCGUGGCAUGAUGCCCCCGGUGAGAUUACAAAGGACGACUGGAGAGAUUUUCUAGGGAAACGAGAGUACCAACGAGCGUUCAUCGACUUCUUCGAAGACCAGCUGGUGAGCAAGAAAUAUGACCUCAAGGAUCUUCUCGAUGAAUUCUUGUUCGGGGGCAAAGAGCCGUUGAUCAAUGGCUUGAUCUCAGGACUCGCACAUCCUCUCAUCCACCUCGGAUACGCCUACGAACUCCAAUCCCGUUCUGUCGCCAUUGAAGCGCUAGCCCUCGGCUCCUGCUUCUACAACCCCCUCCAUAAAUACAUCGACGACCCGAAAUACACAAAACCCAGCCCUCACCGCGCGACGGAAGACGAGACGGACUUGCACGAUCUUCUGGACAAAGUUCGUGAGGAUAAGCGAUUUGAUGGCUUGUACGAUCAUCGGAGCGGCGACAUCUCCAAAGUGCUGGAAGAGCGCGAGGAAGCGUUUCUCGAAUAUUGGAAUGCGUGGGAGAUAGUCAGUCCGAAAGCUCAAUUCCACGCCGCACAAGCGACUGCUUUGGGGCUGUUACUGGGCACGCCAGCACCAGAGAAGGGAUCCAAGUUCGAUUUCUUCUUUGUACAUGUGCUGACCUCGAGCCAUGCGAUUCGCAUCUUGUUUCCGUUGGUACCAGCAAAGUUCCAUGUGAGCCUGCUGCGUCAAUGGUGGCUCUUCGCUCUCGCCGUGUUUAUUGCACAAAUGCGACCUCGGGUGGAUUUCAGCAGACCAAUGCACGCAUCUGAUGGCAAGGGGAAGAACUGGAAGUAUGUUGUGCACAAGGCGCUUGAUGGGCCACAUGCGAAUGACGCGCAUUAUGUGAAAGCAUUGAGGGCUAUGAAGGUGGCUGAUGACACGUGGCAGAAGCCGGACGAGAAGUCAAGCUAUUGGCUUGAUGGGGCCAUUAAAUUUGCGGAUGAGUUUGAGGGUUGGGGAGGGUUUGGUUCGGAGGAGGAAGAGGAGAGUAUGGGAUAUCCCGAAAAGCAAUAGUGAGCGUAAAGGAAGGCAAAGAUACUGUUCAGCAGGUUUUACAGCCCUAGUUCCCUGAUGCGAAAUGUCUUGCAACUGUGAAACCGACAAGUUACUUGAAAGUGAGCAUUGUUUCUAUUUGCGACGUAGAGGCAGGCCCUUCAGGCCAUUGAUAGGUGGAUCUGGCACGAGUUAUGGGCGGCAAAUUGCGCAUUAUUCAGGCACGAAAGCAGAUGUGACGCAGCUAUGAGCGAGUAGUAGGUGGUUUAGGGGGUGUUGAUCGUGCGCUCCAGAAUGCGGUCUCGACAGGUCAAUGCACCAUGUCUAAUUUGCCAUGGACAAGUGGCAAACGCCCAUGCUGUGUGCAAAUGCCAUGUUUGGGCUUUUUUGGAAAUCUUGGAAACGCCGCGUGCAACUACAGCUAGGAAUAUAUGCAUGUGCUC